AGGCCUAUCCAACGGCUGCAGGAGGAAUGAAGUCUGUUGUUGUUCUUCCUUCCUUCCUUCUUUCUUCUUCUUCUUGUCUCUCUAUAUACAGUACGUCUGUAAGUGUUUAUCCUACAAGGGAGGAUGAGGACCAAACGUCCAUGGGACAUGCUGACUUGUACCGAAAGAGGUUAACAUUUUUAUUCGAAAUCAUGGAAGGUUCAUCAAAUGUGCCCAACUUUGGAAAAAAACUAAUUUGUCAUGACUUCAUUUUUGGACGCUGCACUGGAGGAGGUACUGUCACUGCUUGCUUAACAGUAUAGCUUCCUUUCUCACGGUCCAUGAUCUCAGAUCCUCUGUCUUGCAAACACAAGAGAUAGCCGUCUUGACAUGUUGCGCACUGAAAAGUUAGGCAUUCAGUGGUGUGGCUGGAGGCAUUUCAAGCUGAAGAGUGAGGUUGUCAGUCCAACUCACUUACAAUAGCACUGGGAUAUUAUCAGUGGAAAAGUACCAUUCACACUGUAAAUUAUUCUUUACUGUAUUUUGAAUAACACAAUGUUCUAAUUUCCCACACUUAAUCAGCAAGAUCUAUUGAACUGAUAUUGAUUUCUAUUUAAGCUAAGUGCAAGGGCAUUCAUUCUACUAUGCCAUACCAAUGGGAGGUGGAGAAUGGACGUGGCUGGUCACGUAUCCCAGACAAUGAGGGCGUUGAAAGGGACUACUGUGACCCAGCAAAGACCCAGAGGUAUGUAUGUCCAUAAUGUGUUGUUAGGAUGCUGUGAGACAAUGGGGAUGUGUAAAAAUGAAGUACAAGCUUUGAAGAUGUUCCUAUGUCCUACAGUAGCGGGAUACCACCGGUUAACUUUAUCACCAUGACCCGUGGGCACCGCAAAGUUCACCGCCUUGCUACGGUUUCCUCCCUGGACCAGCCAGAUGCUGUCCUUGCUACCAAGUGGACCUGGUACUGGGAGGAAAAGCAUGAUGGCUGGACUCCAUAUUUGUCACCAGUAUGUAGUGAGGCAACCUAAUUUCUCCCGCUAAUAUGGCAAAAAGAAAAUAAGUGACUCUAGUGUGUGUGUGUGUGUGUGUGUGUGUGUGUGUGUGUGCGUGCGUGCGUGCGUGCGUGCGUGCGUGUGUCCUAAGACUGUGGAGGACCUAGAGAUGGUGUUCAAGGAUCCAUCUCAUGGCUCAGUGAUUGAGUUUAAUGCUGGAAGAUUCACCUAUGAAGUCAAUUUGGAAGUCAUGAUCCAGAUAAAUACAAGCUCACACACCCAAAGACUGGUAAGAAGACGGCCAAUGUUCAAAUCAUCCAUAGAUGUUCAGAGAGCUACUUGCACGUCUAAUACCACCACUUCUUCUGUGCCACCUUUCUGGGACCAGUCUCGGUUGCCUGGGAUUGGCUUUGAGAGAGUUAUGUUGCCAAACUCAGCAACGGAAUACAAAGACAUCAAGGCCCUUUUUGAGAAAACAACAGUGGGGUUCAACAUCCACACCAUUGAGAGAGUGCAAAACCCUAUCCUAUGGAAGUUCUACGUGCUGCAAAGAGAUCAGAUGGAAUCCUUACGGACAAGCAUCAAUGAGAAGCAGCUUUUCCAUGGAACUAACUCCAAACAUGUUGACAGCAUUUGCAGAAACAACUUUGACUGGAGGCUAUGUGGAACAAAUGGAACUUCAUUUGGAAAAGGAAGUUACUUUGCCAGGGAUGCUAAGUACUCACACAGAUUCACCAGCCAGUCAGGAUUGAGGUCCAUGUUUGUUUGUCGUGUGCUGAUGGGAGACUACACUGAGGGAAACUCCAGCUACGUGAGACCACCUCCUAAAGAAACCGGAGGAUCCAUCUUUUAUGACAGCUGUGUGGACAACAUCCAAGACCCCAAAGUGUUUGUCGUUUUUGAAAAAUAUCAGGUUUAGCCUGAAUACCUCAUAGAGUACAUUGAUAAUGCUUUUCCACCAAACCCUACUCCCCAGCCAAAUCCUGUUGUGCAACCAAACAGAACUCCCCAGACAAAUCCCGUUGUCCAACCAAACUCUACUCACCAGCCAAAUCCCAUUGUCCAACCAAAUCCUACUCCCCAGCAAAAUCCCAAUGCCUCAGAUUCAGAUGACCCUGAAUUUAAUGGAUGUUGUUUGUGUUUAGCCUGGACUUUUUGUUGCCCAUGUGCCAUCAUGUGCCAUCUACUUUUAUUUUUGUCACGAUGAUGAUUGACCAUGCCUUGGUGUAUACAGGUGCCCUCUAGCGAGGCAGUUAAGCCCAAUUCCUCCAGUGAUGCUGAUUUGGCUGACUCUGGCUCUGACCCCAUCUACUGAACAAUUCAUAAAAUCGCCACCGGACAAUUUACAUUGCCCCCCCCCCGUACACUGCUGCUACUCG
Molecule: messenger RNA, 2350 nt
Organism: Salmo salar (Atlantic salmon)
Lineage: Eukaryota; Metazoa; Chordata; Actinopteri; Salmoniformes; Salmonidae
Source: RefSeq, a predicted model, not a curated record